AUGAGAACCUUUAACUGUUCUGAAAAAGAUGUCAUUCUGAAAUCAGCGGAUGAGGGAAAGAAUCUGCGCCUGUGCCGGCCAGUGGAGGCGGCUGACCAGAUCAAUCUAAAGGAUGACAAGAGUUACGCACACCUCCUGCGUGAUAGCCAUUGUGAGAUAACUGGUCAGGUCAAGCAGACGUCUAGAGCAGUUGGGGACUUCUCAAAGAACAUACCAGGUGUAAAAGAAUACAAAGUCAAGUGCCAACUUUUCGACUACAGCUGGGCGUUCCGUGUCCUCAAAAAUCCAAAACGUGAGUCAUUGCCAGACCCAGUUUGUCUCGAGUUGUUUACAGUGGCUAGAUUUAUGAUUGGCUUUUGAUCAUAAGUUCCUUUAGUGAACCACCUCUAAAUAUAUUAUCUAACGUCAGUCUGCAGUAAGUCAGAAAAAGUGGCCGUGGAAAUGAGAUGUGCAAUGACUGCAUAACGCCAAUUUCGGAAAUGAGUCUAAAUCUGCGAAUGCAGAUAACACACUUGAAUAUUUUCGGAUUUUUAUUUUCAGUUUCACUUAUUGUUCCGCUAAGUUAAGGCACGCUUGACUGUGCAAAUCACAUCUGUGCUCAUAUCAUAUUUUUGGGAUCAGAAAUGCGUUUCUGAAAGUAAUUCCUACACCAGCUGCAUGUUUAAAUGAUUGAGUAGGAUUCGAGCAGGGCUUUUGCCAGCAAUGUUGAGGAGAGAGAUGUCACUGUGGCUGCCACAGUGGUGUCGGUUUCCAUUGAGUUUGUAUAAGUGGACGAUGGUUGCCCCCUUGAUGUCCGUGGGGAUUCGCCCUUACUCUCUCAGUAUCGAGGCAUUCUUGUCAGUGAAUAAGGGGCCGCAGUGUUCGCAAAUGUCAGCUGCACCUGAGUUGACGAUCAGAGUUUUACCUCUAGACAUCUUUCGUGCAGUUUUUAUAGCCUCUUGUAGGGAGUCCCGACGGUCGAGGUCAGUGUAGGUGUCCGCUUGAAUACAUCUAUUGACGGCUCCUCCGCAUAGUGUUUACGGCUGCCUUGCUCAGCGCCUAAUAAUUUACAACCUAUCGGACGAUGGAGUUCCUAAAUCUCGACUGAGCAGCUGCGCAGCCCGCUUGGCUCGAGAACCAUAUAUUGUCUUGAUGGAUAAAAAGAAGCUGUCAGGCUCUCCGCGAGGGUGUAUCCUUUUGGCUUCUUCAGACUCGUGAAUUGGCCUACCAUUCUGCAUCUCCCAAAGUCCUUGUUACACCGCGUUUCGAAAUUGGAAGCAUGCUACCCUGACACUGAUUGUGUCGUUGGAGUGGAUGGUUUGCAGGGUAUUCUCUCCGGAGUGCAGGUUGUGAAUGUUCUCUCUGUUUGUCUUAUGUCGUGUGCGACUGAGGACUUCCAGUGCAGCGCAGUGUGAAACAUCAUACAAUGUCCUCCAAUGGGUAUCAACAACUGCCUUUGUUUACAAACCGCUCUUCAUUCCUAUUCAAUAAUACUCCAUAUAUCCUACAUCAGAUGUUCGCUCACGUUCGAGGCAACUGCAAGAUUGCAGUUGCAGCCUAGUCUUGUGGGUCUGUCCAGCCAUCCGCAUGACGCAUCGCCUUAGAUUCAUACCUUGUCCCAGCCUGACUGCCUGCAUAAAUCUCAAGCAGGACUCGCUCUCUUGAGUCUUGCGUCUUUUCCCAGUUUGUCGAUGACCGAUGCAUGAAAGUGCACCGCAGACGCACUAACAUCAAAGGAAAGACCAAUGGGUAACAAUCCGAGUGUUGCAAACGGCAACGUCCGCUGUGUGCUCUACAGCAUGGCGGGCUCAUGGGCAGUGGUUUGCGCAUGCAAACGUUCAUAAUAAUGAUGGACAUGCGCAGCAUCUACCACACUCCUUCCUUCUCCCCCUCCUCCUCCUCCUCCUCCUCCUCCUCCAACCACCUGGCCCCCGAGGCAAGACAGAGUCUGUGACUUGCGAACCAGUGCCAGGAGCCCCGACAUGUACUCGCCGCGUCCGGUUUCACUGUCUGCACUUCCGACGCACAUUCACUCGCUGCAUGGGCCUACUCAACUGUGUACGCAUCCACGACAGUGGCAUUUACCGCAAUAUCGCCACGCCAAGCAUACCUACGCAUCAAACAACUUUCCAGUCUCCAAUACUACUAAAUCGCCAUCUAUCAGUCCGUUCACCACUAGCAGCAUCACCACCGCAACCGAUUCAGCAGGCUCCCCAACCUACCCUGUCCACAUUGUCAUCGCACAUGCACAUCACGUAUCGGUCUGGUCGGUCAUUGGCGAAUACAUGACUCAGAGACUGAGAACCGGUGCCAGGAGCACCAACAGACACCCAUCACCAUCACCUCAACUGCCCCCACACACAUCCAAACACCAUAUGGACCUAGUUGGCCACAUGAACAUUCAUGAAAGUCUGCGGUAAAGCACAUGUGGACAAACCUCAUAAACAACUAUCGCCUCACUAGCACACGCACGACACUAACCUGUCCAUCAUUACCCACCACAAACACGAAAUCGGUACGUCGCAUGUAAAUGAGCAGUUUGUUCCUCGGAUCCUUCUCAAUGUGUCUCCUCUGCUGCAUAUGAGAUCCGAGUAGUCCAGCCCCUUUCAGUGAAAUCCCGAUGUGCCACGCCGGGGGACGGGGGAGUACAGGUCGUGCGCGCGUGUGUGUGUGUGACAUGCACAGACCGACUGCCUAGCUAUGAAGGCCUCCGGAUUUGUAAUAAAAUGAGUGUUCGGACGGAUACAGGCCUGUCCAAACGCUUGUCCGACUUAGGUACAUCAAAUAACCUUCCUGCGUAUUCACUUUCCUAAACGGAUACUCUCUCGUUCAGCUAUAAAGAUGUUACCUCUGUAUGCGUACCGAACACGAGAGGCAGCACAAGCGCAGACGCCUAGCAGACACUGCAGGGUCCAUGGCAUGAGGGAAAUGCCUGAGGUCUGGCCCCUCAGUACACAGAAGGCCUGGACACGCGACCGUGACCCUGACUGUCAGCUUGUCGCACACAUGUGGCCUGAUGUUUGGACACUGCAGGCAGCAUUCAGUCACUGUGUCACCAGAUUAGUUUUUGAUCAUGAAAGCACUGCGGUACACUUACUUUGCCGUCCUAUUUUAUUAUCUCCUUGUCGAUGGCAUUCAGGCACCAAUGCUGCUUUCCUCUCCUUUAUCAUUGCCUUUGUAUUCCCCAAAAGCAAAACGAAAGCGGUGCAGCCCACAGGCCCGCCGAGCUCGAAAUUUACCACUCAUCGGGUUACCGCUCAUCCUCGGCACCACAUUGGUCGGUGGCUUCCUCUUCUUCAUGGUCAUCAUAGUCGUAAGACAUGAGCGCUGGAGAAGACGGACGCGGAGAUCACUUAUACCAGAGGCAAGUGUGGACUGUUUCAUUAUCACGAUGCCUUCCGUGGCGCCAAAUAGUGUAAAUUCGUUUCUUAUUCUAUCUGUGUUCCCCACUCCCAUCCCCUCCUCGACCUACAGGACGAACUCAGAGAGGCUGUCAACAGGGCCGGUAAUAACAGCCUUGACGACGACCCACACAUUCUUCUGGCCUAUACGGCAUUUCUCGAGAACUACUCCGAAGAGAGACAUGAGCGUUUGAAACGGAUUGUGUCUGCAUACCUGCAGGUUUGUCCUCAUUUGAAUGGGAAUAAACAAAGUUACAACCAGAUACUCGACACUACUCUAAAGAAUAUGCUGUUAGAGAGAGGGAGAGAACCAUCCUUUGGCAUCCACAGAAACAGACUUUACCUUUCACAUUCCCAGCGUAGUUAUCGCUAUCUCGCUUGAUAUACGAAUUGCCACUUCGCGAAUGGGCCUUCAGCUCCGCUCAUUGUGACCCGCGAGAUCCGCAGGACGCCAAAGUUAAUUGA
Messenger RNA from Spirometra erinaceieuropaei, 3845 nucleotides. The record is from the annotation of a GenBank genome assembly. NCBI's taxonomy places the organism in Eukaryota, Metazoa, Platyhelminthes, Cestoda, Diphyllobothriidea, Diphyllobothriidae.